AUGGCAUCAAGGAUACAGGAGUACAUCUAUGGUGGCCCUGAGCAGUCGGACAAGGAGCGGGCGAAGUGCUCCGUCACAAUGGAUGGUCGGAUCAUUUUGACCGCGGUCCUCACCUUUGUGACCUACGUCAUGUAUCACGCCCAGCGCAUUACGUUCUCAGGCAUCGCCGCAUCUUUGAAGGAGGAGGCGGGCUUUACCGCAACCAAGCUGGGCGUGAUGUCAACAGGAUACAUGUUUGCCUAUGCCAUUGGCCAGUUCUUGUGCGGCCGUUUCGCAGACUUUGUUCGCCCCAAGCGCGCCUUGGUUUGGGGCAUGCUGGCCUGCGCCGUGCUGCCCAUCAUCGAGGGAUUCUUGGGCAGCAGUGGCUGCGGUGGGACAGGUGGCUGCUAUGGUCUUUGGACCAUCCUCCGCAUCAGUGAAGGCCUGUUUCAGGCCACCGGCUGGACUUGUACUGUCGCCAUCAUGGGGAACUGGUUCCCGUCCGAAGGUCGGGGAUUAAUCAUGGGUGCCUGGUCCACGAACUCCAAUGUAGGCGACAUCUUUGGUCUGCAUGUGAGUGCCGCCAUCCUCGAAAGUAGCCCGUGGUAUGUGGCGCUAUGGGUCAUGGCUGGCCUCAUGAUCUUCUGGACAUUUGUGAACAUGAUCUUCCUGAGAGGCACUCCUCCUCCUUUGUCUCUGGACUGGCAAUACAAGGAGGCUGAGGCGACUCAAGUGGACCAAGAGGUCUCCGGGACCUACGCCAGUUUCUGUCAGGUGCUCUGCAUUCCCGGCUUGAUGCUCUACUCCUCGUGCUAUCUCUUCAUCAAGCUCGUGAACUACGCCCUCUUCCUCUGGCUGCCCUUCUACCUCAGCGAGGGCAUAGGCGUGGACAAGUCGCUGGCCAAUCUGAUGUCCACUCGGUUCGACCUAGGAUUCAUUGUGGGUGCAGUUCUGGCAGGUCUGCUCAGUGAUGUUACCAGCCACUGGGCUGGGAUGCCCAUGAGAAGUCCUGUGGUGAGCGGGUUCCUCUUGCUCUCGCUCCUUCCCAUGUCAGUCAUGCGCUUCUCCACCAAUCCGGACACCAUCAAGUGGGCCAUCUUCUUCUGUGGCAUCCUACAAGGUGGGCCAGCCGACGCCUUGACUUCCGCGGUCUCAGUAGAUUUGGGGAAGCAUCCCAGUCUUCAGGGGGCCCGGGCCACUGCCACCGUUACGGGCAUCAUCGAUGGCACCGGCGCAGUCGGGGCGGCUGUAGGGCAGUACAUGGUGGGAUUGCUCAGUGACCAGCUCGGAUGGAAGUCGGUCUUCAUGUUCUUGCUCACCUGUUUGGCCUUGGCCUUCAUCUCCUCCCUCUUUCGCCUUCACAAAGAGCUGAGGGACGCGAAAGAAGCUCGGAUGAACGGAUUCUUAGGAACCUGCGACUCGGAGUCCUCGGAGGCCAGCGACACCUUCGAGCAGUAUGCCUAG
This is a messenger RNA of Symbiodinium natans, 1443 nucleotides long. Lineage: Eukaryota; Dinophyceae; Suessiales; Symbiodiniaceae. The record is from the annotation of a GenBank genome assembly.